GCAGGCGCGGGGGGCGGGGCGGCGCAUGCGCAGGUUGGAGGAGGCUCCAUGUCGCGACGGGCCCUGCGGCGGCUGCGGGGCGAGCAGCGGGGUCAGGAGCUGCUGGGCCUGGGCCACCUGGGCCUGGAGCCUGGCCCGGAGGGGCCGCCGCCAUCCGCUGCCACCGGGAGGGGACGCCGCGGGCCGGCUCGCACCGGUGUCAGCAACCGCUUCGAGCUGAUCCCUGCGGAGGAGUCGGAGGAUGAGCCGCCAUCCAGCGAGGAGCGAGCGGACGCUUGGCUCCGCGAACGGGAUGCGACAGAAGGGAACAGCGAGGUGGCUGUGGCUGAAGAGACUGAAGGCGACGGGCACAGAGACGGGGAGGAGGCAGAGCAGCCGGACCAAAUGCCUUCGUUGAGUAACAAGCCACGAAAGAAAAAAAAGAAAAGGAAAACCAGGAAAACUUCAGCAGAGGAGACUCUGGAAGACAAUGACCUGGAAGACAUCGAUGGGCUGCUGGAGAAGCCUGAGGACACUAACGGGCUGUCACAGAACAGCCAGAGCGGGGUGAUUUCUGACAGCAGGCCUCUGCUCUACGUGGAGCACAGAAACUUGAAUCCAGAGAAUGAGUUGAAGAGAUACUUUGGAGCUCGCGCUGUUCUUGGUGAUCAGAGGCCAAGGCAGCGGCAGCACCAGCACAUCCGCAGCACGUGGCUGACGACUCCCAAGAACACCUGGCCACGCUACAGUAGGACAGGUAUGUCCAUGGAGCUACUGGAGACCAGGCGGGGAGUGCAAUACUUUGCCUUCAAGCACCAUCACAAGUACCAGCAACUGCAGUUCAAGUUCCUGGAGGCUGUCGAGUCAAUGAACCUCAACAACAUUGUGAUGCUGCUCGAGGCGCUGGACCCAUAUCACGUGGACUCGCUCCUGCAGCUCAGUGACGUGUGCCGCAUGCGGGAGGACCACGAAAUGGCCCGGGAUUUCAUAGAGCAGGCGCUCUACAGCAUGGAGUGCACCUUCCACCCCGUCUUCAGCCUCACCAGCGGGACCUGCAGGCUGGAUUACCGCCGGCCGGAGAACAGGUCCUUCUUCCUGGCUCUCUUCAAGCACCUGAUGUUCCUGGAGAAGAGAGGUUGUCCCCGGACAGCCCUGGAGUUCUGCAAGCUAAUCCUGAGCCUCGAUCCAGACAAUGACCCGCUGUGUAUGCUGCUGAUGAUCGAUUUUCUGUCCCUCCGAGCCAGAGAAUACACCUUCCUGACCCGCAUGUUCCAGGAGUGGGAGAGUCACCGGAAUUUGUCCCAGCUGCCCAAUUUUGCCUUCUCGGUGCCACUGGCCUAUUUCUUCCUGAGCCAACAGGAGGAGCGCUCGGAGCUGGAGCUCAGCCAGGCCCAGGAGAGAGCCGCCCAGCUCAUCCAGCUAGCCUUGAUCAUGUUCCCAAGCGUUCUGAUGCCGUUGCUGGAUCACUGUGGCGUGCAGCCUGACAGCAGGGUCACGUCCCAUUCCUUUUUUGGGCUGAAUGCUCAGAUAAGCCAGCUCCCGGCCCUGACCCAGCUGACGUCCCUCUAUGUGGAACGGACCCACUCACUGUGGAAGGACCCAGCUGUCAUGGCGUGGCUGGAGACCCACGUCCACGAGGUGCUGCGCAAGGUGGACGCCCAGGACCCGCUGGUGCAGGAGGCAGAGCACAAGAGGAAGACGCGGUACCAGAGCGCACCCAGGAACAUCUACCGGCACAUCGUCCUGUCGGAGGUGAAGGAGGCCAUGGCAGCGCUGCCGCUGGAGGUGACCUCGCAGCCAGUGAUGGGACAUGACCCCCUGCCCCCUCUGGACUCCAUCAUCUCCUACACCAGACCAGAAAGGUAUGUGCUGUCGGCUGCUGCAGGCAGAUUGGAGCACACGCUGCUGUCGGUGCACUGUUUUUCCCGCAAAGGGAGCGGCUCUUGGCGUGUGCAGCGUGGCAACGUCAGGUUGCAGAGCAGGCUGCUGCUUUUUGGUGAGCGGCGUUGUCCCUCCCUGCGGUGCAGGCAGCUGCCCGCCCACCCCAGCACUGCUGUCUUGCAGGAGGACAUCAGGCACGACGGGGAAGAGGAGGCUGGAGCGGGGCAGGACCUCAACCAGGGGGUGAACAGGCUCAUGGCAGCCAUGCGGGACAUGCUGGUGAACAUCCAGUUCCAGGAGCCCCCCCGAGAUGACAAUCCUGAAGGCGACGGGGACUGGGACUGAGCCAAGAGCAUGUGUCUUCCCCCCACCCUCCCCAUACCCUCUGUAAUCACCCCCUGACUUGUGUCACCCCCCAAUAAAGUCACACAAACCUCA
Molecule: messenger RNA, 2298 nt
Organism: Columba livia (rock pigeon)
Lineage: Eukaryota; Metazoa; Chordata; Aves; Columbiformes; Columbidae
Gene: TCF25
Product: transcription factor 25
Exons: 17
Coding region: 49-2205 (718 amino acids)
Cellular component (GO): RQC complex
Molecular function (GO): protein binding
Source: RefSeq, a predicted model, not a curated record